AUGUUGUAUGAUGAAAAAAUACUAUGUCCCAGUGUGGCCAUGAACUAUUGUUCAGAAGGCAGUAUUGACGCAAACAUAGCUGCUAUUGGAUACUACACCAUACCCGAAGACUCCUUCCCUAAAAUAGCACAAGUCAUUUGUCCACCAGGACACUACUGUACAUUAGGCAUUAAACAUAAAUGUCCCGCUGGUACUUAUGGAUCAAUUGAAGGAUUGAGCAAUGAGCAAUGUUCAGGAUUAUGUGAAGCUGGAUAUUAUUGUCCACCUGGAUCUAUAAAUGCAACAGCGAAUGAUUGUGGAAGUGUAGAUAAAUAUUGUCCUGAAGGAAGUGGAUCACCGAUUGAUGUGACAAAUCGAUCUGAACAAACGAUUUGUCCAAUUGGCAGUUAUUGUGUGAAUGGAGUAAAGAAUGAAUGUCCUGCUGGUACUUAUGGAUCAAUUGAAGGAUUGAGCAAUGAGCAAUGUUCAGGAUUAUGUGAAGCUGGAUAUUAUUGUUUAGCUGGAUCUACAAAUUCAACUGCAAAUGAUUGUGGAAGUGUAGAUAAAUAUUGUCCUGAAGGAAGUGGAUCACCGAUCGAUGUGAGUGAAGGAUAUUAUUCUGGACCUGAAUCAUCCAAUGAAGCAAAUCGAUCUGAACAAACGAUUUGUCCAAUUGGCAGUUAUUGCUCGAACGGAGUGAAGAAUGAAUGUCCUGCUGGUACUUAUGGAUCAAUUGAAGGAUUGAGCAAUGAGCAAUGUUCAGGAUUAUGUGAAGCUGGAUAUUAUUGUUUAGCUGGAUCUACAAAUUCAACUGCAAAUGAUUGUGGAAGUGUAGAUAAAUAUUGUCCUGAAGGAAGUGGAUCACCAAUUGAUAAUGAAUCAAAUCGAUCUGAACAAACGAUUUGUCCAAUUGGCAGUUAUUGCUCGAACGGAGUGAAGAAUGAAUGUCCUGCUGGUACUUAUGGAUCAAUUGAAGGAUUGAGCAAUGAGCAAUGUUCAGGAUUAUGUGAAGCUGGAUAUUAUUGUUUAGCUGGAUCUACAAAUUCAACUGCAAAUGAUUGUGGAAGUGUAGAUAAAUAUUGUCCUGAAGGAAGUGGAUCACCGAUCGAUAAUGAAUCAAAUCGAUCUGAACAAACGAUUUGUCCAAUUGGCAGUUAUUGCUCGAACGGAGUGAAGAAUGAAUGUCCUGCUGGUACUUAUGGAUCAAUUGAAGGAUUGAGCACUGAGCAAUGUUCAGGAUUAUGUGAAGCUGGAUAUUAUUGUUUAGCUGGAUCUACAAAUGCAACUGCAAAUGAUUGUGGAAGUGUAGAUAAAUAUUGUCCUGAAGGAAGUGGAUCACCAAUUGAUGUGAGUGAAGGAUAUUAUUCUGGACCUGAAACUGAGAAUGAAUCAAAUCGAUCUGAACAAACGAUUUGUCCAAUUGGCAGUUAUUGUGUGAACGGAGUAAAGAAUGAAUGUCCUGCUGGUACUUAUGGAUCAAUUGAAGGAUUGAGCAAUGAGCAAUGUUCAGGAUUAUGUGAAGCUGGAUAUUAUUGUUUAGCUGGAUCUACAAAUUCAACUGCAAAUGAUUGUGGAAGUGUAGAUAAAUAUUGUCCUGAAGGAAGUGGAUCACCGAUCGAUGUGAGUGAAGGAUAUUAUUCUGGACCUGAAUCAUCCAAUGAAGCAAAUCGAUCUGAACAAACGAUUUGUCCAAUUGGCAGUUAUUGCUCGAACGGAGUGAAGAAUGAAUGUCCUGCUGGUACUUAUGGAUCAAUUGAAGGAUUGACUACAAGUGAAUGUUCAGGAUUAUGUGAAGCUGGAUAUUAUUGUUUAGCUGGAUCUACAAAUUCAACUGCAAAUGAUUGUGGAAGUGUAGAUAAAUAUUGUCCUGAAGGAAGUGGAUCACCAAUUGAUAAUGAAUCAAAUCGAUCUGAACAAACGAUUUGUCCAAUUGGCAGUUAUUGCUCGAACGGAGUGAAGAAUGAAUGUCCUGCUGGUACUUAUGGAUCAAUUGAAGGAUUGAGCAAUGAGCAAUGUUCAGGAUUAUGUGAAGCUGGAUAUUAUUGUUUAGCUGGAUCUACAAAUUCAACUGCAAAUGAUUGUGGAAGUGUAGAUAAAUAUUGUCCUGAAGGAAGUGGAUCACCAAUUGAUGUGAGUGAAGGAUACUAUUCUGGACCUGAAUCAUCCAAUGAAGCAAAUCGAUCUGAACAAACGAUUUGUCCAAUUGGCAGUUAUUGUGUGAAUGGAGUAAAGAAUGAAUGUCCUGCUGGUACUUAUGGAUCAAUUGAAGGAUUGAGCAAUGAGCAAUGUUCAGGAUUAUGUGAAGCUGGAUAUUAUUGUUUAGCUGGAUCUACAAAUUCAACUGCAAAUGAUUGUGGAAGUGUAGAUAAAUAUUGUCCUGAAGGAAGUGGAUCACCAAUUGAUAAUGAAUCAAAUCGAUCUGAACAAACGAUUUGUCCAAUUGGCAGUUAUUGCUCGAACGGAGUAAAGAAUGAAUGUCCUGCUGGUACUUAUGGAUCAAUUGAAGGAUUGAGCAAUGAGCAAUGUUCAGGAUUAUGUGAAGCUGGAUAUUAUUGUCCACCUGGAUCUACAAAUUCAACUGCAAAUGAUUGUGGAAGUGUAGAUAAAUAUUGUCCUGAAGGAAGUGGAUCACCGAUCGAUGUGAGUGAAGGAUAUUAUUCUGGACCUGAAACUGAGAAUGAAUCAAAUCGAUCUGAACAAACGAUUUGUCCAAUUGGCAGUUAUUGUGUGAACGGAGUAAAGAAUGAAUGUCCUGCUGGUACUUAUGGAUCGAUUGAAGGAUUGAGCAAUGAGCAAUGUUCAGGAUUAUGUGAAGCUGGAUAUUAUUGUCCACCUGGAUCUACAAAUUCAACUGCAAAUGAUUGUGGAAGUGUAGAUAAGUAUUGUCCUGAAGGAAGUGGAUCACCGAUCGAUGUGAGUGAAGGAUAUUAUUCUGGACCUGAAUCAUCCAAUGAAGCAAAUCGAUCUGAACAAACAAUUUGUCCAAUUGGCAGUUAUUGCUCGAACGGAGUGAAGAAUGAAUGUCCCGCUGGUACUUAUGGAUCAAGUGAAGGAUUGAUCACAAGUGAAUGUUCAGGAUUAUGUGAAGCUGGAUAUUAUUGUUUAGCUGGAUCUACAAAUGCAACUGCAAAUGAUUGUGGAAGUGUAGAUAAAUAUUGUCCUGAAGGAAGUGGAUCACCAAUUGAUAAUGAAUCAAAUCGAUCUGAACAAACGAUUUGUCCAAUUGGCAGUUAUUGCUCGAACGGAGUGAAGAAUGAAUGUCCCGCUGGAUUAUGUGAAGCUGGAUAUUAUUGUUUAGCUGGAUCUACAAAUGCAACUGCAAAUGAUUGUGGAAGUGUAGAUAAAUAUUGUCCUGAAGGAAGUGGAUCACCAAUUGAUGUGAGUGAAGGAUAUUAUUCUGGACCUGAAUCAUCCAAUGAAUCAAAUCGAUCUGAACAAACGAUUUGUCCAAUUGGCAGUUAUUGCUCGAACGGAGUGAAGAAUGAAUGUCCCGCUGGUACUUAUGGAUCAAUUGAAGGAUUGACUACAAGUGAAUGUUCAGGAUUAUGUGAAGCUGGAUAUUAUUGUUUAGCUGGAUCUACAAAUUCAACUGCAAAUGAUUGUGGAAGUGUAGAUAAAUAUUGUCCUGAAGGAAGAUACUAUUCUGGACCUGAAUCAUCCAAUGAAUCAAAUCGAUCUGAACAAACGAUUUGUCCAAUUGGCAGUUAUUGCUCGAACGGAGUGAAGAAUGAAUGUCCCGCUGGUACUUAUGGAUCAAGUGAAGGAUUGAGCAAUGAGCAAUAUUCAGGAUUAUGUGAAGCUGGAUAUUAUUGUUUAGCUGGAUCUACAAAUGCAACUGCAAAUGAUUGUGGAAGUGUAGAUAAAUAUUGUCCUGAAGGAAGUGGAUCACCAAUUGAUGUGAGUGAAGGAUAUUAUUCUGGACCUGAAUCAUCCAAUGAAUCAAAUCGAUCUGAACAAACGAUUUGUCCAAUUGGCAGUUAUUGCUCGAACGGAGUGAAGAAUGAAUGUCCUGCUGGAUUAUGUGAAGCUGGAUAUUAUUGUUUAGCUGGAUCUACAAAUUCAACUGCAAAUGAUUGUGGAAGUGUAGAUAAAUAUUGUCCUGAAGGAAGUGGAUCACCAAUUGAUAAUGAAUCAAAUCGAUCUGAACAAACGAUUUGUCCAAUUGGCAGUUAUUGCUCGAACGGAGUGAAGAAUGAAUGUCCCGCUGGUACUUAUGGAUCAAUUGAAGGAUUGAGCAAUGAACAAUGUUCAGGAUUAUGUGAAGCUGGAUAUUAUUGUUUAGCUGGAUCUACAAAUGCAACUGCAAAUGAUUGUGGAAGUGUAGAUAAAUAUUGUCCUGAAGGAAGUGGAUCACCAAUUGAUGUGAGUGAAGGAUAUUAUUCUGGACCUGAAACUGAGAAUGAAUCAAAUCGAUCUGAACAAACGAUUUGUCCAAUUGGCAGUUAUUGUGUGAAUGGAGUGAAGAAUGAAUGUCCUGCUGGUACUUAUGGAUCAAUUGAAGGAUUGAGCAAUGAGCAAUGUUCAGGAUUAUGUGAAGCUGGAUAUUAUUGUUUAGCUGGAUCUACAAAUUCAACUGCAAAUGAUUGUGGAAGUGUAGAUAAAUAUUGUCCUGAAGGAAGUGGAUCACCGAUCGAUGUGACAAAUCGAUCUGAACAAACGAUUUGUCCAAUUGGCAGUUAUUGCUCGAACGGAGUGAAGAAUGAAUGUCCUGCUGGUACUUAUGGAUCAAUUGAAGGAUUGAGCAAUGAGCAAUGUUCAGGAUUAUGUGAAGCUGGAUAUUAUUGUUUAGCUGGAUCUACAAAUUCAACUGCAAAUGAUUGUGGAAGUGUAGAUAAAUAUUGUCCUGAAGGAAGUGGAUCACCAAUUGAUGUGAGUGAAGGAUACUAUUCUGGACCUGAAUCAUCCAAUGAAGCAAAUCGAUCUGAACAAACGAUUUGUCCAAUUGGCAGUUAUUGUGUGAAUGGAGUGAAGAAUGAAUGUCCUGCUGGUACUUAUGGAUCGAUUGAAGGAUUGAGCACUGAACAAUGUUCAGGAUUAUGUGAAGCUGGAUACUAUUGUCCACCUGGAUCUACAAAUGCAACUGCAAAUGAUUGUGGAAGUGUAGAUAAAUAUUGUCCUGAAGGAAGUGGAUCACCGAUUGAUGUGAGUGAAGGAUAUUAUUCUGGACCUGAAUCAUCCAAUGAAUCAAAUCGAUCUGAACAAACGAUUUGUCCAAUUGGCAGUUAUUGUGUGAAUGGAGUGAAGAAUGAAUGUCCUGCUGGUACUUAUGGAUCAACUGAAGGAUUGACCACCAGUCAAUGUUCAGGAUUAUGUGAAGCUGGAUACUAUUGUUUAGCUGGAUCUACAAAUGCAACUGCAAAUGAUUGUGGAAGUGUAGAUAAAUACUGUCCUGAAGGAAGUGGAUCACCGAUUGAUGUGAGUGAAGGAUAUUAUUCUGGACCUGAAUCUGAGAAUGAAGCAAAUCGAUCUGAACAAACGAUUUGUCCAAUUGGCAGUUAUUGUGUGAAUGGAGUGAAGAAUGAAUGUCCUGCUGGUACUUAUGGAUCGAUUGAAGGAUUGAGCAAUGAACAAUGUUCAGGAUUAUGUGAAGCUGGAUACUAUUGUCCACCUGGAUCUACAAAUGCAACUGCAAAUGAUUGUGGAAGUGUAGAUAAAUAUUGUCCUGAAGGAAGUGGAUCACCAAUUGAUGUGAGUGAAGGAUAUUAUUCUGGACCUGAAUCUGAGAAUGAAUCAAAUCGAUCUGAACAAACGAUUUGUCCAAUUGGCAGUUAUUGUGUGAAUGGAGUGAAGAAUGAAUGUCCUGCUGGUACUUAUGGAUCGAUUGAAGGAUUGACUACAAGUGAAUGUUCAGGAUUAUGUGAAGCUGGAUAUUAUUGUCCACCUGGAUCUACAAAUGCAACUGCAAAUGAUUGUGGAAGUGUAGAUAAAUACUGUCCUGAAGGAAGUGGAUCACCAAUCGAUGUGAGUGAAGGAUAUUAUUCUGGACCUGAAUCAUCCAAUGAAUCAAAUCGAUCUGAACAAACGAUUUGUCCAAUUGGCAGUUAUUGUGUGAACGGAGUGAAGAAUGAAUGUCCUGCUGGUACUUAUGGAUCGAUUGAAGGAUUGAGCAAUGAACAAUGUUCAGGAUUAUGUGAAGCUGGAUACUAUUGUUUAGCUGGAUCUACAAAUGCAACUGCAAAUGAUUGUGGAAGUGUAAAUAAGUAUUGUCCUGAAGGAAGUGGAUCACCAAUCGAUGUGAGUGAAGGAUAUUAUUCUGGACCUGAAUCUGAGAAUGAAUCAAAUCGAUCUGAACAAACGAUUUGUCCAAUUGGCAGUUAUUGUGUGAAUGGAGUGAAGAAUGAAUGUCCUGCUGGAUUAUGUGAAGCUGGAUACUAUUGUUUAGCUGGAUCUACAAAUGCAACUGCAAAUGAUUGUGGAAGUGUAGAUAAAUACUGUCCUGAAGGAAGUGGAUCACCAAUCGAUGUGAGUGAAGGAUAUUAUUCUGGACCUGAAUCAUCCAAUGAAUCAAAUCGAUCUGAACAAACGAUUUGUCCAAUUGGCAGUUAUUGUGUGAAUGGAGUAAAGAAUGAAUGUCCUGCUGGUACUUAUGGAUCGAUUGAAGGAUUGACUACAAGUGAAUGUUCAGGAUUAUGUGAAGCUGGAUACUAUUGUUUAGCUGGAUCUACAAAUGCAACUGCAAAUGAUUGUGGAAGUGUAGAUAAAUACUGUCCUGAAGGAAGUGGAUCACCGAUUGAUGUGACAAAUCGAUCUGAACAAACGAUUUGUCCAAUUGGCAGUUAUUGUGUGAACGGAGUGAAGAAUGAAUGUCCUGCUGGUACUUAUGGAUCGAUUGAAGGAUUGAGCAAUGAACAAUGUUCAGGAUUAUGUGAAGCUGGAUACUAUUGUUUAGCUGGAUCUACAAAUGCAACUGCAAAUGAUUGUGGAAGUGUAGAUAAAUAUUGUCCUGAAGGAAGUGGAUCACCGAUUGAUAAUGAAGCAAAUCGAUCUGAACAAACGAUUUGUCCAAUUGGCAGUUAUUGUGUGAAUGGAGUGAAGAAUGAAUGUCCUGCUGGUACUUAUGGAUCGAUUGAAGGAUUGAGCAAUGAACAAUGUUCAGGAUUAUGUGAAGCUGGAUAUUAUUGUUUAGCUGGAUCUACAAAUGCAACUGCAAAUGAUUGUGGAAGUGUAGAUAAAUAUUGUCCUGAAGGAAGUGGAUCACCAAUUGAUGUGAGUGAAGGAUACUAUUCUGGACCUGAAUCUGAGAAUGAAUCAAAUCGAUCUGAACAAACGAUUUGUCCAAUUGGCAGUUAUUGUGUGAAUGGAGUAAAGAAUGAAUGUCCUGCUGGUACUUAUGGAUCAAUUGAAGGAUUGACUACAAGUGAAUGUUCAGGAUUAUGUGAAGCUGGAUAUUAUUGUUUAGCUGGAUCUACAAAUGCAACUGCAAAUGAUUGUGGAAGUGUAGAUAAAUAUUGUCCUGAAGGAAGUGGAUCACCAAUUGAUAAUGAAUCAAAUCGAUCUGAACAAACGAUUUGUCCAAUUGGCAGUUAUUGUGUGAAUGGAGUAAAGAAUGAAUGUCCUGCUGGUACUUAUGGAUCAAUUGAAGGAUUGAGCAAUGAGCAAUGUUCAGGAUUAUGUGAAGCUGGAUAUUAUUGUUUAGCUGGAUCUACAAAUUCAACUGCAAAUGAUUGUGGAAGUGUAGAUAAAUAUUGUCCUGAAGGAAGUGGAUCACCGAUCGAUGUGAGUGAAGGAUACUAUUCUGGACCUGAAUCAUCCAAUGAAUCAAAUCGAUCUGAACAAACGAUUUGUCCAAUUGGCAGUUAUUGCUCGAACGGAGUGAAGAAUGAAUGUCCCGCUGGUACUUAUGGAUCAAUUGAAGGAUUGACUACAAGUGAAUGUUCAGGAUUAUGUGAAGCUGGAUAUUAUUGUUUAGCUGGAUCUACAAAUUCAACUGCAAAUGAUUGUGGAAGUGUAGAUAAAUAUUGUCCUGAAGGAAGUGGAUCACCAAUUGAUAAUGAAUCAAAUCGAUCUGAACAAACGAUUUGUCCAAUUGGCAGUUAUUGCUCGAACGGAGUGAAGAAUGAAUGUCCCGCUGGUACUUAUGGAUCAAGUGAAGGAUUGAGCAAUGAGCAAUGUUCAGGAUUAUGUGAAGCUGGAUAUUAUUGUUUAGCUGGAUCUACAAAUUCAACUGCAAAUGAUUGUGGAAGUGUAGAUAAAUAUUGUCCUGAAGGAAGAUAUUAUUCUGGACCUGAAUCAUCCAAUGAAUCAAAUCGAUCUGAACAAACGAUUUGUCCAAUUGGCAGUUAUUGCUCGAACGGAGUGAAGAAUGAAUGUCCCGCUGGUACUUAUGGAUCAAUUGAAGGAUUGAGCAAUGAGCAAUGUUCAGGAUUAUGUGAAGCUGGAUAUUAUUGUUUAGCUGGAUCUACAAAUGCAACUGCAAAUGAUUGUGGAAGUGUAGAUAAAUAUUGUCCUGAAGGAAGUGGAUCACCGAUUGAUGUGAGUGAAGGAUAUUAUUCUGGACCUGAAUCAUCCAAUGAAUCAAAUCGAUCUGAACAAACGAUUUGUCCAAUUGGCAGUUAUUGUGUGAAUGGAGUGAAGAAUGAAUGUCCUGCUGGUACUUAUGGAUCAAUUGAAGGAUUGAGCAAUGAACAAUGUUCAGGAUUAUGUGAAGCUGGAUACUAUUGUUUAGCUGGAUCUACAAAUGCAACUGCAAAUGAUUGUGGAAGUGUAGAUAAAUACUGUCCUGAAGGAAGUGGAUCACCAAUCGAUGUGAGUGAAGGAUAUUAUUCUGGACCUGAAUCUGAGAAUGAAGCAAAUCGAUCUGAACAAACGAUUUGUCCAAUUGGCAGUUAUUGUGUGAAUGGAGUGAAGAAUGAAUGUCCUGCUGGUACUUAUGGAUCGAUUGAAGGAUUGAGCAAUGAACAAUGUUCAGGAUUAUGUGAAGCUGGAUACUAUUGUCCACCUGGAUCUACAAAUGCAACUGCAAAUGAUUGUGGAAGUGUAGAUAAAUAUUGUCCUGAAGGAAGUGGAUCACCAAUUGAUGUGAGUGAAGGAUAUUAUUCUGGACCUGAAUCAUCCAAUGAAUCAAAUCGAUCUGAACAAACGAUUUGUCCAAUUGGCAGUUAUUGCUCGAACGGAGUGAAGAAUGAAUGUCCUGCUGGUACUUAUGGAUCGAUUGAAGGAUUGAGCAAUGAACAAUGUUCAGGAUUAUGUGAAGCUGGAUACUAUUGUUUAGCUGGAUCUACAAAUGCAACUGCAAAUGAUUGUGGAAGUGUAGAUAAAUAUUGUCCUGAAGGAAGUGGAUCACCGAUUGAUGUGAGUGAAGGAUAUUAUUCUGGACCUGAAUCUGAGAAUGAAUCAAAUCGAUCUGAACAAACGAUUUGUCCAAUUGGCAGUUAUUGUGUGAAUGGAGUGAAGAAUGAAUGUCCUGCUGGUACUUAUGGAUCAAUUGAAGGAUUGAGCAAUGAACAAUGUUCAGGAUUAUGUGAAGCUGGAUACUAUUGUUUAGCUGGAUCUACAAAUGCAACUGCAAAUGAUUGUGGAAGUGUAGAUAAAUAUUGUCCUGAAGGAAGUGGAUCACCGAUUGAUAAUGAAGCAAAUCGAUCUGAACAAACGAUUUGUCCAAUUGGCAGUUAUUGCUCGAACGGAGUGAAGAAUGAAUGUCCCGCUGGUACUUAUGGAUCAAGUGAAGGAUUGAGCAAUGAGCAAUGUUCAGGAUUAUGUGAAGCUGGAUAUUAUUGUCCACCUGGAUCUACAAAUUCAACUGCAAAUGAUUGUGGAAGUGUAGAUAAAUAUUGUCCUGAAGGAAGUGGAUCACCAAUUGAUGUGAGUGAAGGAUAUUAUUCUGGACCUGAAUCAUCCAAUGAAUCAAAUCGAUCUGAACAAACGAUUUGUCCAAUUGGCAGUUAUUGCUCGAACGGAGUGAAGAAUGAAUGUCCCGCUGGUACUUAUGGAUCAAUUGAAGGAUUGACUACAAGUGAAUGUUCAGGAUUAUGUGAAGCUGGAUAUUAUUGUUUAGCUGGAUCUACAAAUGCAACUGCAAAUGAUUGUGGAAGUGUAGAUAAAUAUUGUCCUGAAGGAAGUGAAUCACCAAUCGAUGUGCCUGAUGGUUUGUGCAGUUACCCGUUUGACGUACCAGUAUCUAAUAGAUUUGAUUUGUACACUCCGACUGUUUGGGAAAUUUGUAUCGAUGGAAUGUAUUUUGUAAUGGGUGUUAUUGUGAUCGUAGAUUGUACAACCGUGUACUGUUUGAGAAUGAGUUAG
This is a messenger RNA of Blastocystis hominis, 10218 nucleotides long. RefSeq lists its product as hypothetical. The coding region runs from base 1 to 10218 and encodes 3405 amino acids. The record is from RefSeq and is a predicted model, not a curated record. Lineage: Eukaryota; Bigyra; Opalinata; Blastocystidae. The transcript is spliced from 20 exons.